UAAGGUGUGGUGAUGUGACAUCAGUGGAUGGGCUGAGAUCGCUUCGUCCUGUUGAGGAAAGAAAACAUAAAUUUGCUUCGCUAUAUGUUUUAAGCCAUUUGAAAAGAGAACAAUGUUAAGGAGUUUUUGGUCACUGUUCUGAUGGGCAAUGAAGCACCUGACUGAUGUGCAGCACUCGAGAUGCUUCUUUGGGACUUUGACUCAAGGUCACAGUGUACCUUGGUGGUGUAAGUGCAAAGGUUGCCUUUACUUGGUCGAUACAAUAGCAGAAGAUCCAGAGGUUCUGCAAGGAGAUGCUCAAGCAUACUAUGAAAAACUCGUGAAGAAAUCAUUGCCCACUCCUGUUUUUUCCAUCCCUGGAGGACAAGAGGUUAAACUUGAAGAUUCCUGUGUGUGUUUUGUCCCUCUCUACCGAAAUAAUCCUACUUGCAAACUGUUGCUGUUAACCGAUCCAAAGGAUAAAGAGACAGUUUUGGCAGUUUAUUUGGGCCGGCGUUGGUGGCCUGUUGAAGACGUGGUGAGGACGGCUGAUCCUGCUAGAGAUGGGCUCCUUUCGGUCCAGACAUUUGCAGAAAGGAUUGUCCUCUUUGUUCUGAACUACAUUAUUUUUGGAAUGCUGGAAGGGAGCUCAGCUAAUGAUGCAUUCUUUCUACCUCACUCUGCCACCGAGCGUGCCAAGAUACUCUGGAGGAACGGCGAGGCUGUUGCCUUUUACUCGGUCAAGAUGAAAGGGAGCCUGUGUGAUGGUACAACCAGUCAGUGUUACUUGCUGCCAGUGUUGGAUACUAUAUUUGUCCGGAGAAAGUGCAGAAGAGGUGGCCUGGGGAUGAAAAUGCUGCGUGAUUUCUGUCAGUCUUUCCUGGCUGAGGAUGCCUUGGGGAUCAGCUGCCCUAUUUCUGCUGCCAUGUAUCAAGUUUGCCAGAAAUUCCUGCAGGCUUAUCCCGAGGAGCAGAAGCGACUGUGGGAGGUGGAAGCACCGGGAGAUUGGAGCCAGCGAGAGAAUAUCUGGUUGAAAAUUCAGAUGGAGUUAUCCCCUUCAGGAAAGGCUGCAGUGAGCUCUCAUAUGGAGAAUACUCCAGCCAGUAAACCCAGGCAAUCAGAUGUGGACCAGAUGAAUAAGGGUGUUGAAUGCUUUCCUGGUGCUGGGAGAGGGGCAGGAGAUGCCACAGAGAAAAAAGAUGACACAGCAGCAGCAGGGACUCUAAACCCACAAGGUCCUGAAGAAGAGGACGUGGAAAAAGGUGCUGUCAAUACUUGGCAACACAAAGGACUCAGAAAAAGAGCAGGCCCUGGGGACUUGGUUGGAGACAAGGCCACCAAACAAUUUAGAACUGCACCAUAAUUGCUGUUUCAGAAAGCAGCAAAAUUCAGUAUGGUCUUAAUAAUUGUAAUUGACUGACUGUUCUUAAUUUGUGACACUGCAGAAAUUUCUUCAGGUAAGAUGUAAUUGUUUUGCAACACGUGUUCUCCAUUUUAUGUUUUGUUUUAAAUAAAGCUUUUGUUUACUAAA
Messenger RNA from Myiozetetes cayanensis, 1510 nucleotides. Its product is annotated as protein FAM169B-like. The record is from RefSeq and is a predicted model, not a curated record. The transcript has 9 exons. The coding region runs from base 149 to 1342 and encodes 397 amino acids. NCBI's taxonomy places the organism in Eukaryota, Metazoa, Chordata, Aves, Passeriformes, Tyrannidae.